AUGGAGCCUAGUGAUGGUGAAGGUUGGGAUAGGCUACGAACUCCACUCCUUGCUGCAGCACAGGGAAGCAAGAUUGUUGUGACCAGUCGUAAUGAAUCUGUUGCAAUAACUAUGCGUGCAGUCCAGACUCGUCAUCUGGGACAAUUAAGCCCACAACAUUGUUGGAGGCUAUUUGAAAAGCUUGCAUUUCAGGACAGAGACUCCAACGCAUUCCUUGAGCUUGAACCCAUAGGCAGACAGAUUGUGGACAAGUGCCAAGGAUUGCCUUUGGCUGUAAAAGCACUCGGCCGUCUCUUGCACUCUAAGGUCGAAAAAAGGGAAUGGGAGGAUAUCUUGAACAGUGAAAUAUGGCAUCUGCGGAGUGGUCCUGAAAUUCUUCCAUCUUUGAGAUUGAGCUAUCAUCAUCUUUCUCUACCUCAAAAGCAUUGUUUUGCAUAUUGUUCAAUUUUUCCCCAAGACCACGAAUUCGACAAAGUGGAGCUGAUUUUAUUAUGGAUGGCAGAAGGUCUUCUACGUCCACAACAAAGCGACGGAAGGAGAAUGGAAGAGAUAGAAACACUAUCAUUUGAGGAUAUGCUGAAUUGGGAGAAAUGGUUAUGUUGUGGAGAAUUCCCUCAUCUCCAGAAGCUUUCUAUGCGAUGUUGUCCCAAACUCACUGGGAAAUUACCAGAACAGCUUCUUUCAUUGGAGGAACUUCAAAUUUAUAAUUGUCCGCAGCUACUUAUGACUUCACUCACAGUUCUUGCCAUCCGUGAAUUGAAGAUGGUGGAUUUUGGUAAAUUGCAGUUGCAAAUGGCAGCUUGUGACUUUAUAGCUCUUCAAACUUCAGAAAUUGAAAUUUUAGACGUGUCUCAGUGGAAGCAACUUCCAGUGGCACCACACCAGCUCUCAAUCAGAAAAUGUGAUUAUGUGGAGUCUCUACUAGAGGAGGAAAUCUUGCAAAGCAACAUUUAUGAUCUGAAAAUCUAUGAUUGUAGUUUUUCUAGAUCCCUGCACAAAGUUGGUUUACCCACUACAUUGAGAUCACUAUCAAUCUCUCAAUGUUCCAAACUAGAGUUUCUCCUACCUGAGUUGUUCAGAUGUCAUCUCCCAGCCCUUCAAAGGCUGAGGAUCUUUGGUGGUGUUAUCGAUGAUUCUCUCUCGUUAUCCUUCUCAUUAGGCAUCUUCCCUGAGUUGAUUCAUUUCGCAAUCAAUGGUCUUAAGGGGCUUAGGAAGCUGUUCAUCUCGAUUUCAGAGGGGGAUCCCACAUCUUUAUGUGUCUUGGGAAUCCAUAUCCAGGAGUGCCCUAAUCUUGAAUCUAUCGCAUUGCCUGGUCUCAAAUUGGAGUAUUGUUGGAUCUCUAGUUGCUCCAAGCUUAGGUCUUUGGCACACAUGCACUCAUCUAUACAGGAGUUGUGUUUAUGGGAUUGUCCAGAAUUGUUGUUUCAGAGAGAGGGUUUGCCUUCCAAACUAAGUGAACUUGUGAUUGGGAACUGCAACCAACUCAUGCCCCGGAUGGAGUGGGGUUUGCAAAGGCUGACCUCUCUUACACAUUUAAGAAUGGAAGAGCUUCCCAAUCUCAAGUCUCUUGACAAUUGGGGGCUUCAACAACUCACCUCUCUUCGAGAAUUAGGGAUCAUAAACUGCCCAGAGCUCCAGUUCUCGACAGGAUCUGCUCCAAUCCUUGACAGAAGUGGGUCUCCAACACCUCACCUCUCUUGA
Messenger RNA from Vitis riparia (riverbank grape), 1701 nucleotides. Its product is annotated as putative disease resistance protein RGA1. Gene Ontology annotation, molecular function: ADP binding. The record is from RefSeq and is a predicted model, not a curated record. Bases 1 to 1701 code for a protein of 566 amino acids. Gene Ontology annotation, biological process: defense response to other organism. The transcript has 4 exons. NCBI's taxonomy places the organism in Eukaryota, Viridiplantae, Streptophyta, Magnoliopsida, Vitales, Vitaceae.